This is a messenger RNA of Eimeria necatrix, 2409 nucleotides long. Its product is annotated as cathepsin C, putative. The coding region runs from base 1 to 2409 and encodes 802 amino acids. Lineage: Eukaryota; Apicomplexa; Conoidasida; Eucoccidiorida; Eimeriidae. The transcript is spliced from 9 exons. Gene Ontology annotation, cellular component: lysosome. The record is from RefSeq and is a predicted model, not a curated record. Gene Ontology annotation, molecular function: cysteine-type endopeptidase activity.
AUGCGGAGGACAGAGCCCGCUGGAGGGGCCCCCCGCGGCAGCUGGGGCCCCCUGCUGCUGCCGCGCUUGCUGCUGCUGCUGCUGCUGCUGCUGCUCUGCUGCAGCAGCAGCUUGCUGCUGCCCGUCGCCGCCGACUUGCCUAUUCAUGCAACAAUUAAAGACAUGAAAGGCCGCUGGACCUUUUUGCUCACUCCGCCAGUGACCGGAGCCAUUCAUUCUUGUGGCUCGGGGGCCCCCAACAAAAACACAGAAAAUCUGGAGGCCCCUGUGGCGGACUCGACGACUUAUUUGAGUCGGCACGGAGGUGUAUCGACAUCUCUGGAGCUGGAACUGAGCGACGAAACUGUUCCUUUUAAUUUUAUUUAUGACACAAAAGAUAAUUUGCAUCGAAAUGAAUGGAAAAUGUUGGCAGUGAAGGACAAAGAAGGGAAAGUUGUGGGGGGCUGGACUGCGGUGUACGACGAGGGACUCGAAGUCCACCUCACAAACAAAACUCGACUUUUCGCCAUUUUAAAAUAUUCUGUAAAACAAAAUUGUCCAGAGGCCAAAGACGGAGACCUCGAGGACUCCAAUGGAGAGACUGUUUGCUACUCUACAGAUCCUUCUAAAACUCAAUUGGGGUGGUACUCUUCAACUGCAGCAGAUGGCUCUGUUGCUUCUGGUUGUUUUUAUGGAGAAAAAGAAGAAAAGAGUUCUGCUGCUGCUGCUGCUGCCUUUGUGGUUUUGCACCAGAGAGCAGCAGCAGCGCAGCAGCAGCAAGCAGCAGCAGCAGCAGCAGCAGCGGGGGGGGCGCAGGGUGUACGUACACCCGAGCUGAGCUACUUCCUCAGCGAAGAAUUCGUGCUGCAGCACAACAGCAAAAAGAGUUCUUGGAUUGCUGCAGUUAAUUCUUCUUUUGCAAAUCAAAAUAAAAACUUCCUCAAUUCCCUUUUGAAACAAUUCCAAUCUUCUCCCCGCCUCCUGGGCAGCAGCGAAGGGGGUCCUGUGUUUCUGGAGGAAGCUGCAGGAGACGCUGCUGCUUCUCAAGCUUUUGCAUGCCCUUGUAAAGAAGGCGAAAAGCCCCUCGACACCCGCAGCAAAUCUGCUGCUGCUGCUGCUGCUGUUUUAUCCCCCGUCAGCUUUUCCCAAGAAAAAAGCACAGCAAAGACCAAAACAGUGCCCGUCAAAGCCCACUCCCAGCAGCAGCAGCAGCAGCAGCUGCUGCUGCUGCAGCAGCAGCAGCAGCAGCAGGAAGAGCUGCCUGCGUUCUUCUCGUGGCCAAGUCCCUUCACAGAUCCCAACUACGAAGAAGCAGCAGCAAACCAAGGCGGCUGCGGCAGCUGCUACGCAAUUGCUGCUCUUUUCGCGCUGCAGCAGCGCUUCCAGAUUGCUGCAGCAAAACUCCAAGGACGCAGCCUCGCCACCACUACGCCCCCCCAGGACCCUGCAGCAAUGCUGCAGCAGCAGCAGCAGCAGCAGCAGCAGCAGCAGCAGCAGCAGCAGCAGCAGCAGCAGCAGCUGCAGCAGCAGCAGCAGCAGCAGGAGGAGCAGCAGCAGCAGCAGCAGCAGGAAGCAGUAGUGAAGCUGUCGCCUCAGUCUGUUUUGUCUUGUUCAUUUUAUAAUCAAGGAUGCCACGGAGGCCUUCCGUACUUAGUCGGAAAACAUGCUGCUGAAAUAGGCAUCUUGGACGAAGAGUGCAUGCCGUACACGGCAAUGGACUUGUCUUCUUGUCCCGUUUUGAAUCGAAAUAAAAACGAAAAAGAUUUUCUAAAAAGUGAAAAAGACUUCCUAAAAAGUGAAAAAGAUUUUCCAAAAAGUGAAAACAACACAAGUGGAGAAGACAGCAGUUCAAGUGCAGCUUUUUUGUUUUCGGGGGAGGCCACGGGCACUUGCCACCAGGGGGAGAACAGAUGGUUCGCCAAAGGCUACGGCUACGUGGGGGGCUGCUACGAGUGUCUGUCUUGUGCUGCAGAAGAAAAAAUAAUGAAAGAAAUAAUGACCAAUGGUCCAGUUGCAGCAGCUCUUGACGCCCCGCCUUCGUUGUUUGCCUACAGUUCAGGUGUAUAUACAACUCGGGGGGCCCCACACGCCCGCGUCUGCGACUCUCCCGGCGCCCCCAGCAGCAGCAGCAGCAGCAGCAGCAGCAGCAGCAGCAGCAGCAGCAGCAGCAGCGGGAGCGCGCUGAGCGGGUGGGAGUACACGAACCACGCAGUGACGAUUGUGGGGUGGGGGGAGACGGGAUCGGGAUCGGGAUCGGAUCCCCAGAAGUACUGGAUCGUCCGCAACACUUGGGGGCCCCAGUGGGGACUUAAGGGAUUUUUUCUUUUGGAAAGAGGCAGCAAUUCCGGAGGCAUUGAAAACCAAACUUCCUUCAUAGACCCCGACCUCACCCGCGGCAAGGGGCUCGCCCUCGCCUCCGCUUCCGGCUAG